UGGGUGUUCUCCGUAUAUCACGGCCUCAAUUGCCUCAACGGAUGCGAAGCAUUCCUCUAUAUCCCACAGUAUUCGCAAACACGGUGCUGGGAAAGGCGCUCCCACCUCUCCUCAUUUGGUUUAGCGCGGCCCUUCCAUUAACCCCACGACUCUACAUCCUUCAGCCCAAAUUCGUCGGUUCCAACGGAACUUGGUCGGUAGGCUCUGUGCCGGCCUCUGUGUCGUGGCUGUGGAUAGGUUGAUCAGGUCCAGCAGACGUGAGAUUAUCUUGCUGCUGAUGCUCUCGUUGGGUCGUGACGGCCGCUUUCAGCUCAUUGAUCUGGGUUU
Messenger RNA from Lasiosphaeria miniovina, 327 nucleotides. RefSeq lists its product as uncharacterized. Bases 42 to 242 code for a protein of 66 amino acids. The record is from RefSeq and is a predicted model, not a curated record. Lineage: Eukaryota; Fungi; Ascomycota; Sordariomycetes; Sordariales; Lasiosphaeriaceae. The transcript is spliced from 2 exons.